AUUGAUGUUGAUGGAGAGUAUUAGGGAUUGAACAAUGUCGUAGUGAUUUUUUUAUUAAAAAAGUAUUUGAUCCAUUAAGUGACAAGCGGUAUGGGUGAUUCCAUAGAGAGCACGGCUUCUCAGCCGUCGUCUGUACCACCGUCUGUAACAUCUGAAUUAGCCGAUGUUAGUCAAUUCAUAAAAUAUAUUAAAAGGGUGGUGCCAGUAUUACUAGAGGACGAUGAUGAAGUUCAUCCAGCUUUAGUAACAGCUCUUUCUGAUAAAAAUAACUUAGAAAUUCUUAAGAAGUUCAUAGGAGAUUCACAGUGUAGGGCGAUACUUAUUCAGAGAUCAUCAAGUAAAGAUGAUGAAGAAGUUAGUGAAGCUGGAGCGGAAGGGGAAGAAGAGAAAGAAAAUGUAGUUUACAUUAUUUCUGAUGAUGUUCGUUUCACAAAUCCUAAAGUUAACAGUAUUGUCAUUAUCAAAACUUCAUCAGUCAUUGAGGCUGAAAAACGAAUAGUAUCACAGGUACGAGUAAUGAAUCUGAAUGAUGCAUCACCAUAUGAAACUCUUCAUUCUUAUGUCAGCAGUGCUGUUGCACCUUAUUUCAAAUCUUAUGUACGAGAAACUGGAAGAGCUGAGAGAGAUGGUGAUAAGAUGGCUCCAACGGUGGAAAAAAAGAUUGCUGAGUUGGAAAUGGGUUUACUUCAUUUGCAACAAAAUAUUGACAUUCCAGAAAUUACUCUACUCAUUCACCCAUCUGUGGCUAACACAAUAAAAAAAGCAAGUGAAGAAGGAAGAAAAGCCACUGUCAAUGACUUUGGUGAUAAAGUUGAAGAUUCAACUUUUCUGAACCAAUUGCAAAAUGGAGUCAAUCGCUGGAUUCGAGAGAUACAAAAGGUCACUAAACUGGAUAGAGAUCCAUCAUCUGGUACAGCUCUUCAGGAAAUUAGCUUCUGGUUAAAUCUCGAGCGUGCUUUGUUGAGAAUUCAAGAGAAACGUGAAAGUCCUGAAGUCGCUCUCACUCUUGAUAUAUUAAAAAAGGGAAAACGUUUCCAUGCAACAGUCAGUUUUGAUACUGAUACAGGUUUGAAGCAAGCUUUGGCUACUGUGAAUGAUUACAAUCCACUUAUGAAAGAUUUCCCAUUGAAUGAUUUACUGUCUGCAACUGAAUUAGACAAGAUUAGAACUGCAUUAGGAGCAAUAUUCUUUCAUUUGAGAAAAAUCCGUAGUACUAAGUACCCCAUACAGAGAGCUUUACGUUUGGUUGAAGCAAUAUCACGGGACUUGAAAUCGCAGUUGUUGAAGGUUCUAGGAACUAGAAGAUUAAUGCAUAUUCCUUUUGAGGAGUUUGAAAAAGUUUUAAAUGCAUGUUUUGAAGUUUUUAGCACUUGGGAUGAUGAGUAUGAUAAACUACAAGGGUUAUUACGAGAUAUUGUGAAAAAGAAGAGGGAUGAGCAUUUGAAAAUGAUAUGGCGUGUGAGUCCAGAACAUAAAAAGUUGCAAAGCAGAAUGGAGCAAAUGAGAAAAUUUAGGAGACAGCAUGAACAGCUUCGCACUGUAAUUGUUCGUGUUUUAAGACCUUCUGUAGUGCCUAGGCCUCAGCAAUCAAUUGGAACACCUGUAACUGAAGAUUCAUCUGAGUCAAAGACCGAUUCUCUUGAUGCUGCUGAUGUUAAUGCCAUUGAGGAAGUAAAUCUGGCUUAUGAAAAUGUUAAAGAAGUAGAUGGACUAGAUUUAUCAAAAGAAGGCACAGAUGCAUGGGAGGCAUCUCUAAGAAGAUAUGAAGAAAGAAUUGAUAGGGUUGAAACACGUAUCACAGCUAGACUUCGAGAUCAGCUAGGCACAGCAAAAAAUGCAAAUGAAAUGUUCCGCAUAUUUUCUCGAUUCAAUGCUUUAUUUGUGAGACCUCAUAUUCGAGGGGCCAUUCGGGAAUAUCAGACUCAGCUUAUUCAGAGAGUAAAGGAUGAUAUUGCUGCGCUUCAUGAAAAAUUCAAAGUCCAGUACCCACAAAGUAAAGCUUGCAGGAUGAGCAGAGUUCGAGAUUUGCCACCUGUUGCUGGUUCCAUUAUAUGGGCUAAACAAAUUGAUAGGCAGUUGUCAGUGUACAUGAAAAGGGUAGAAGACGUUUUAGGCAAAGGAUGGGAAAAUCAUGUUGAAGGGCAAAAGUUAAAAGCAGAUGCGGAUAGUUUUCGAGUAAAAUUAAAUACACAGGGCAUUUUUGAUGACUGGUCAAAAAUGGUUAGUCAGCGUCAGUUAGGUGUCUCUGGGAGAAUAUUUACCAUUGACAAUAUUCGAUCUAGGGCUGGUAAAGGAAAUCUUCUUAAAUUGAGAAUAAAUUUUUUGCCUGAAAUCAUUACUCUUGCUAAAGAGGUGCGGAAUUUGCGUUGGUUGGGAUUCAGAGUACCAUUGGCAAUUAUAAAUAAAGCUCAUCAAGCAAACCAACUCUAUCCAUUUGCUAUAUCUCUUAUUGAAAGUGUCAGAACUUAUGAAAGAACCUGUGAAAAGGUUGAAGAUAGACCAUCUGUAGUUCUUCUAGUUGCUGGAUUGAAAAGGGAUGCCCAAAGUUUAAUCAUGGAGGGUCUUAGUUUGAUAUGGGAGUCUUAUAAAUUGGAUCCUUAUGUGCAGCGUUUAGCUGAAAAUGUCUUCACAUUUCAAGAGAAGGUUGAAGAUCUUUUGUCCAUAGAGGAACAGAUUGAUAUAGAUGUUCGUUCUCUUGAAACCUGUGCAUAUAGUACAAGUGUUUUUGCAGAUAUUCUGAAUAAAAUUCAGAAGGCAGUAGAUGAUCUCAGUCUCCAUCAAUAUUCAAAUCUUCAUCUGUGGGUGAGCAAGCUAGAUGAAGAAGUAGAAAAGAAGUUGUCUCUACGACUCGAAGCUGGAAUUAAAGCUUGGACAAAAGCUUUAGAGGGGAAAAAUCAGCAAGAAACAGAUUUCGCUGAUACUGAUACUACUACUGCCCAUAAACCUGGAGGUGAUCCCCAAAUACAGACUCUUAUUCAUGAAAUUCGUAUUACUAAUCAAGUGAUAUAUGUAAAUCCUAGCGUUGAGGAAGCUCGUUUUAAUAUAAUACAGCAACUGUUUGCCUGGGAAAAUGUUGUUUUGCUUCAAACUAGAAUUCAAAGUUCCCGAUAUCAAGUUGGACUUGAUCGUCCUGUUUCUGAAACUUAUCGAAAUUUGCUAGUGAAAAUGCCCGAUGGUGCAGCCACUUUAGAAUCGGCUUAUCAUGCUAUUGAAGAUAAAAUUCAACAAAUGGACACUUAUGUUAAAGAAUGGCUUCGUUAUCAAGCAUUAUGGGAUCUUCAGCCAGAAGCUGUGUACUCAAAGCUUGGUGAAAAUAUCAGUCGUUGGAUGAAUACUCUGGUUGAAAUUAAAAAGUCCAGAACAACGUUUGACACAACUGAUGUGCGCAAGGAAAUUGGACCAAUAAUCAUAGAGUAUGCAAAAGUUCAAUCAAAAGUAUCAUUGAAGUAUGAUUCUUGGCAUAAAGAUGUUCUUGGGAAAUUUGGAUCUCUUUUGGGUAAUGAAAUGGCUGCUUUUCAUACAACUAUUUCAAAAUCACGAAGUGAUUUGGAACAACAGUCUAUUGAAACAGAUUCCACAUCAGAUGCUGUUACAUUUAUCACUUAUGUGCAGUCUUUAAAAAAGAAGAUGAAAGUUUGGGAUAAAAAAGUUGAGCUGUACAAAGAAGGUCAAAGAAUUCUUGAGAGGCAACGAUUCCAGUUUCCAAAUUCUUGGCUCCAUGUUGAUAAUGUGGAAGGAGAAUGGUCAGCAUUUAAUGAAAUCAUUCGUCGAAAAGAUUGUGCAAUACAAGUUCAAGUAGCAAGUUUGCAAGUUAAGAUAGUGGCUGAAGAUAAAGCUGUUGAAGCUCGUACAAAUGAUGUGCUAGUUGAGUGGGAAAAAUCAAAACCAGUUGAAGGUUCUCUCCGACCUCAAGAAGCAAUGGGUCACCUUUCAAUUUUUGAAUCAAAAUUCAGUCGGCUGAAAGAAGAUAGAGAUAAUGUAAUGCGUGCUAAAGAAGCACUGGAACUGCAAGAACCAGGUAUCCUUAGUGCAACUGAUGAACGACUUCAGGUUGCAUUAGAAGAAUUACAAGAUUUGAAAGGUGUCUGGUCAGAGCUUGCCAAAAUAUGGGAUCAGAUAGAUCAAAUGAAGGAACAGUCAUGGCUAUCAGUGCAGCCAAGAAAACUGAGACAACAUCUUGAUGGAUUAUUAAACCAACUUAAAGAGCUUCCUGCAAGAUUACGGCAAUAUGCUUCAUAUGAAUAUGUCAAGAGGACGCUACAAAAUUUUACAAAGGUUAACAUGUUGAUAGUUGAACUGAAAUCUGAUGCACUAAAGGAAAGACACUGGAAACAACUGAUGAAACAGCUGAGAGUGAACUGGGUGCUUUCUGAUCUAACACUAGGUCAAGUAUGGGAUAUAGAUCUGCAGAGAAAUGAAUCCAUUAUCAAAGGCGUCAUAUUAGUAGCGCAAGGAGAAAUGGCCUUGGAAGAAUUUCUGAAGCAGGUGAGAGAAGCAUGGCAAAAUUAUGAAUUGGAUCUUGUCAGUUAUCAAAACAAAUGCCGUUUAAUUAAAGGGUGGGAUGAUCUAUUUACAAAAGUAAAGGAACACAUAAAUUCAGUUGCUGCUAUGAAGUUAUCCCCAUAUUAUAAGGAGUUUGAGGAAGAUGCAUUAGCAUGGGAAGAAAAAUUAAAUCGCAUCAAUGCUUUAUUUGAUGUCUGGAUUGAUGUUCAGAGACGUUGGGUUUACUUGGAAGGCAUUUUUUCUGGUAGUGCUGAUAUUCAGACCCUCCUUCCUGUUGAGACUUCACGAUUUCAAAGUAUCAGUGCUGAAUUUUUAACUCUAAUGAAAAAAGUCACCAAAUCACCUCUUGUCAUGGAUGUUUUGAACAUUCCUGGAGUUCAGCGUUCGUUAGAAAGACUGGCUGAUUUGUUAGGAAAGAUCCAAAAGGCUUUGGGAGAGUACUUAGAAAGAGAAAGGUCUUCCUUUCCCAGGUUUUAUUUUGUGGGUGAUGAAGAUUUACUUGAAAUUAUUGGAAACAGUAAAAAUAUUCCCAGACUACAGAAGCAUUUCAAGAAAAUGUUUGCUGGUGUUGCUGCUAUUAUAUUAGAUGAAGAUGAUACAGUUGUUACAGGAAUAGCAUCCAAAGAAGGAGAAGAAGUUAUAUUUACAAACCGAGUAUCAAUAAAAGAGCACCCUAAAAUUAAUGAAUGGCUAACUUUAGUUGAAAAAGAAAUGAGGAUGACUUUAGCAACUCUUUUGGCAUCUGCAGUUUCAAACAUUGGUCCAUUUAAAGGUGGAUCCAUCGAUCAGAAGGCAUACAUGAGUUGGGUAGAUGACUAUCAGUCUCAAAUAGUUGUUUUAGCUGCACAGAUUUCAUGGUCAGAAGAUGUUGAAAGUGCAUUACAUGCUAUUGCUAAUGCAGGUGAUAGCAAUUUAAAACCUUUAGAAGAAGUAUUAGCAGCAGUAGAAUCAACUUUGACUGUCUUGGCUGAUUCUGUUCUUCAGGAGCAACCACCACUCAGGCGUAAAAAAUUGGAGCAUUUAAGACAGAGAGAUUAAAGGGUUGGAACUUAUGACAGUGGAGAAUAUGUAGCACAUUUGGCUGACUGAUGCCACUUCUUAUAAUUUUCCAGGAACUAAUUUGCAGAUCUACUGCACUAGAAAUUAAAA
Stegodyphus dumicola is the source of this 5652-nucleotide messenger RNA. RefSeq names its product dynein heavy chain, cytoplasmic (gene Dhc64C). The record is from RefSeq and is a predicted model, not a curated record. Gene Ontology annotation, biological process: microtubule-based movement. Gene Ontology annotation, molecular function: ATP hydrolysis activity; dynein light intermediate chain binding; ATP binding. NCBI's taxonomy places the organism in Eukaryota, Metazoa, Arthropoda, Arachnida, Araneae, Eresidae. Gene Ontology annotation, cellular component: axonemal dynein complex.